Cryptomeria japonica (Japanese cedar) is the source of this 1470-nucleotide messenger RNA. RefSeq names its product annexin Gh1. Gene Ontology annotation, molecular function: calcium-dependent phospholipid binding; calcium ion binding. NCBI's taxonomy places the organism in Eukaryota, Viridiplantae, Streptophyta, Pinopsida, Cupressales, Cupressaceae. Gene Ontology annotation, cellular component: cytoplasm. Bases 219 to 1196 code for a protein of 325 amino acids. The record is from RefSeq and is a predicted model, not a curated record. The transcript has 6 exons.
ACGUCCAACUCUUCAAUAUUCCAGACUUCGUUUUUUUAUCUUCCUUGGAUGGGAAGAGGAAAAGCUUUUGAACGCUUCAUUUCUCUUUGAUAUAUGUAGUCAAUUUCGGUAAACCAUGUAAAAUCUAUGUAUCUUCUGUAUGUUAUUCUGAAUCUCAGUUAUACAUUCUUUUAUCUGCCCUGUCUACUUAACAGUGAUUGCAAGAAAACAGACUAAAAAUGGCAACAGUAACGGUGCCUCCAACAAUACCUCAGCCCACUCAAGAUUGCCAACAAUUACGCAAUGCAUUUUCACUUGGUCGUGGGGGUACAGAUGAAAGGAAGGUAAUUGAGAUACUUGCCCACAGAAAGGGGGAGAAUCGCAAAGACAUCUGCCACACAUAUGUAAUGCUAUACAAGGAAGAUCUUAAACAGAGAAUGAGAUUGGAGCUCACCAAAGAUCUUGAGAGAAGUAUAGUGUGGUGGAUGACUGAUCCAGUAGAACUGGAUGCACAGCUUGCGCGAGAAGCACUUCGGAGCUGGAGCACAGAUUACAGAGUUAUCAUAGAAACUGCAUGCUGCCAGUCCACAGAAGAACUCCUUAAUGUCAGAAAAGAAUAUCAAGCUUUGUACAAUCAAUCACUAGAAGAAGAUAUCGCUUGGGAGACAAAUGGAGGAACCCAAAAGCUUCUUGUGGCAUUGGCAACGGCAUACAGAUACACUGGCCCAGUGGUUAACAUGACCGUUGCAAAACUCGAAGCAGAGCAACUUUAUGGGGGUGGAGAAGGCAAAACAGAUGGAAUUGACGAGGACCUGUUCGUCAGAAUUUUGGGGACCAGAAGUUUUGGUCACCUUAAUGCUGUAUUCGACCAUUACAAAGAAUUAUACGGCCACGACAUUAAUAAGGGAUUGAAAGAGAAGCAUGCAGGAGAGAUGGGGGCUGUCAUAAGAACCACAAUAAAAUGCAUCAAUCGUCCUGCAAGAUAUUUUGCUAAGGUUUUGAAUCUAUGUUUGAAAGGCCUUCAGGAAGGAAGGAGAAGCGAAGAGAAGAGUCUAACAAGGAUUGUUGUGACACGAGCUGAGAUUGAUAUGCAGCGAAUCAAGGCUGAAUUUAUUGGCAAGUAUGGAAGGCCUUUGGAAAAUGCAAUUAAGGAUGCCACAGUUGGAAAUCACAGGAGUUUUCUGCUUCAUCUCAUUGGCUCCGAGGAUGACAUUUAAGUUAGGGAAUACCAUUUUAUGCAAGCUUAUUAUACAUAUUGAUCUAGUUUAAUGGUAGAAAUCAUUAGGUCAUUUCCGUUACCAUCCAAACUGACCAAGAACCCAACUUAAAAUUAGGUUACAUUUUACUUGACAUUAGUCACAUUUCAAGUGUGCCAUAUUUUCUUGGUGGCUGCCUUGUGGAAAAAAAACUGCUGUUUUGAUCAUCUCAUAAACAGAUCAUUUUGUUUGCUGAUUAGAUUAUUGUAAUGGUCAAAUUUGCAUUUUUAUGUUA